UCUGCAUGUAAUGGCUGCUUACAGAAAGGAGAUUAUUGUUGGUCCAAAGAUCAAAUUCUUCACCAUCUCUUGCUUGUUUCUACUUCUCUCCCUCGUAAUCCUACUCUCAACUUUCAGGCUAAAAACCUUAGUUUUCGUGCUUGAUAGUCGAAAUAUCGAUGUUUUGGCAUUACCACAUGAAGGUCUUCACGUGAAACAAUUUCCACCAUCACCAUUAAUUAGCUUUCUCAAGAAUGAGUUAAGUGGUAAUGAGAAUAUCAAGGUCGGAUUAGUAAACACAGAAAAGAUAGAUGAUGAAUAUUGGUAUUUUCUAGGCGAGACAGUUGCUGUUGGUUUCGAUCGUGUUUCAAACAAGAUACAGUGGAAAGAUUUUAUGCGUGAAUGGAUAGACGAAGAACAUAAGUACCGCAAGCCCAAAUGCCCGGAAAUACCAAUGCCAGAAUUCGAAAAGUAUGGGGACGACUUGGAUGUGGUGAUUUCAAGAGUUCCAUGUGGAAAUGAAACUGAUGCUGCUAGAGGAAAUGGAAUUAGGGAUGUUUUAAGGUUACAAGUAAACUUAGUUGUUGCAAAUCUGGUAGCAAGAUCAAGAAGAAAUGACAAACCAGUUUAUGUUGUGUUUAUUGGUUCUUGUGGACCCAUGAUAGAGAUUUUUAGAUGUGAUGAUUUAGUGAAACAUGAAGGAGAUAUUUGGAUUUACAAACCUGAUUUAAGGAGAUUGCAACAAAAAGUUCAAAUGCCUGUUGGAUCAUGUGAACUUGCUACACCAUUUUUAAAACAAGGGGGUAGCAUCGACUACGAUUUCACAAAACUGGGGAAGAGUAUUCCAAUUGAUAACCCAAGAGAAGCCUAUGUAACAGUUCUACAUUCAUCAGAAUCAUAUGUUUGUGGUGCAAUAUCUUUAGCUCAGAGUAUAAUCCAAACAAAUUCUACAAAAGAUAUGGUUAUUCUUGUCGAUGAAUCCAUAACACUGAAAAGUCGUCAAGAACUAGAAUUUGCCGGAUGGAAAAUCAAGCUCAUUGACAGAAUUCAUAGUCCCCAUGCUAGAAAGAAUGCUUACAACGAAUGGAAUUACAGUAAGUUGAGAAUAUGGCAACUCGCCGAGUAUGACAAAUUAAUUUUCAUAGAUUCUGAUUUAAUUUUACUCAGAAACAUUGAUGACUUUUUCGCAUACCCACAAUUAUCAGCAGUAGGAAAUGAUAGAGUUAGAUUCAAUUCUGGGAUAAUGUUGAUCGAACCAUCGAAAUGUAUGUUUGAAUCACUUAUGGAGAAAAGAUAUACUGUGUUUUCAUAUAAUGGAGGUGAUCAAGGUUUUCUUAAUGAGGUUUUUACGUGGUGGCAUCGGUGGCCGAAGAGACUGAAUCAUUUGAAGCUCCGUCCAAGAAAUGCAAGUGCUCCUGAAAUACCCGAAUCAAGAUAUGCAGUUCACUUUUUAGGGUUUAAACCAUGGACAUGUUAUAGAGAUUAUGAUUGUAACUGGCUUAGGAAGGACCAUAAUUCAUUUGCUAGUGAUAUGGUUCACCGAAUGUGGUGGCAAGUUUACGAUUUAAUGCCGGAGAGACUGCAGAAAGUUUGUGGUCUCACAAAGGUGAAAGAUCAGAAAAUACAACAAUGGAGAAGAAUGGCAGAAAAUGCUAAAUUACCUGAUGAGCAUUGGAAGAUCAGUAUCACUGAUCCUAGACAUAUUAAUUUGGUUGAUUAAUCAAUGUGACACAUUGAUUUGCUUGAUUAAUCAACGUUUUUUCCGGUCUUAUUGUAAUUUUUGAAGUUUUCUGUAAUAUACAUAUA
Molecule: messenger RNA, 1785 nt
Organism: Papaver somniferum (opium poppy)
Lineage: Eukaryota; Viridiplantae; Streptophyta; Magnoliopsida; Ranunculales; Papaveraceae
Product: putative UDP-glucuronate:xylan alpha-glucuronosyltransferase 5
Exons: 2
Coding region: 11-1699 (562 amino acids)
Biological process (GO): xylan biosynthetic process
Molecular function (GO): glycosyltransferase activity
Source: RefSeq, a predicted model, not a curated record